GUGCGAGCUGAAAUCCAGGCGUUUGUAAAGGGCAUUGGCUCCAGCAUCAGUCCUGAGAAGCUGUUAGAGAAGGCCUUCACCAUUCGACUGUUCAGCCGUAAAGAAAUCACCCUGCUCCAGCUCACCAAUGAGAAAUCCCUGCAGCAGAAAGGGAUCACUGUCAAACAGAAACGACGGAAUGUGCAGCUGGCCCUUAACCCUGACACUUUCUCCUCGGAGAUUGUCAGUGCCAAGGAAAUGCGGGACAUCUGGUCGUGGAUCCCUGAACGUUUUGCCCUUUGCCAACCGCAGCUUCUCUUCACCACGUCUACUCAUGGCUGCAGCCUGACUAGGUUCUAUUCCCACUGUGAAGGCUACGAACCCACUUUGCUCCUCAUUCGGACAACAGAUGGUGAUGUGUGUGGAGCCUUUCUGUCUACAGACUGGGAGGAGCGCAAGAGAGGUGGAAAUAAAUUAAGUUUCUUUGGAACUGGAGAGUGCUUUGUUUUCAAGCUAAAGCCAGAGAUGGAGCGCUACGAGUGGGUGGUGAUCCGCCAUCCUGAAUUAGCUUCUUCUUUAAAGACUCAAGCUGAGGAUGAUUCCGCUGCGACUGAGGGCCAAGACAGCAAUAACCUGCAGCAGCCAGAGAAGCCUGUAGGGGAACUGUCACCUUUUCUGUCUGCCCGCCACUUCAACCUCACCUCCAAAAACACUUCCAUGUUCAUGGCUGGAAACUUUGAUUCUAUCAUAAUAGGUGGAGGUGAGGGUAAUGCACUGUACAUAGACUCUGAGCUUAACCAUGGGCGCUCUGCAACUUGUGCCACAUUUGACAACCCUCCUCUGUGUGCAGAGACCUUCCAGGUGUCACUGCUGGAGGUCUGGGGCUUCCAGGACACCAUGGCCUCCUAAAGCAGUAGGCAGACUUACAAACACUAGUAAUAUGCAGUCCAAGAUGAAACUCUUUUUGAAAAAGGAAGGAAUCCAAGGCAGCCAAGGUGUCAUGCUGGUUUGCUGUGACCUAUUCCCUUCACUGGGUCAUCCUGCAGAAUUGUCUCACAAAGAUGUUUUGAGGUUAUAUAUGUUAAUCCAUGGGUUUCAGCGUAAUGAAAAUUAAGACAAAUUGUAUCUUUUGAAAGUAUUAAAAUCCUCAAAAGUCAUGAAGUACCUGAACUCAUGAAUGAAACAAUCUCAGAUGGAGUCUUGCCAAAUAAAAAAAAACAAACUUUCUGUCCUGGACCCGGCCAUAAAUAAGUGUUGUGCAUUGUAUGUCAGGUGUAGCUAUUUGUGUAUAUUAUAAUAUAAUGAAAUAAUAUAAUGAAGAGGAAUACUGUAGUGAAAUGUCCUGUGUUGGUCAUGUUGAAUGGUCUGUUGGUGAAUGAAUAUUUGCUGUAGUUAUUUUUUUCAAAAGAACUUUAAAACAUCACCUCAUAUGUGAAUAAUAGAUAAAAAUGUUCCUUGCCAUUGUGACAUUAAUCUCUCCAGUUUCAGGCCCUGUUACCUUUUUUGUGUAAAAGCAGUAUCAUACACAUGCUUAUAUGUAACUUGUUGGUUUUGUCACUUUAAAAUACUACUAUAUGUAUUGAAUAUCAUGUGAAAAUACAAGAACGUACUUUUAAGUAAAAAGAAGUACUCUAGUAUUUCUUUUCUAUUGCCUAUAACUAUUUCUGUUUGUUGCUCCAAUGAGGUUUAACGUCUUCAGACUCCUCACAAAUGUGCCAGAUGCCUUUAAAAGUCAGCUGACCACAUCUUAUGCCCUGUUAUCCUGGCAUCUGAUUGGACUGGGUCACUUGCAAAAAUGUUCUGUCUCUGUACAUGUAUUCUCAAUUUAGAACAAAAUUACUCAUGCGUAUCAUCU
Boleophthalmus pectinirostris (great blue-spotted mudskipper) is the source of this 1834-nucleotide messenger RNA. It is a transcript of the gene tbc1d24, whose product is annotated as TBC1 domain family, member 24. NCBI's taxonomy places the organism in Eukaryota, Metazoa, Chordata, Actinopteri, Gobiiformes, Gobiidae. The annotation marks the transcript as partial. The transcript is spliced from 6 exons. The record is from RefSeq and is a predicted model, not a curated record.